UGCCGUGACCAGGACGAGCUGAGCGGUGCGGCGGCAGUGUGAUGGGGUCGCGGCCGGGCUGGGCGCUCUGACAGCUGGAGCACAGGACGGAUAAGAGACCCAGAGAUCCAGAGACUCUUCAGCACGGAAGACCAUGUUCGCCAAAGGAAAAGGCUCCGCGGUGCCCUCGGACGGGCAAGCUCGUGAAAAAUUAGCUCUGUAUGUUUAUGAGUAUCUGCUGCACGUCGGGGCUCAGAAGUCUGCGCAGACCUUCCUGUCGGAGAUCCGGUGGGAGAAGAACAUCACUUUGGGGGAACCGCCUGGCUUCUUGCAUUCCUGGUGGUGUGUAUUUUGGGACCUAUACUGUGCUGCUCCUGAGAGACGAGACACUUGUGAACACUCAAGUGAAGCGAAAGCCUUUCACGACUAUAGUGCUGCCGCUGCGCCGAGCCCCGUGCUUGGUAACAUUCCCCCCAACGAUGGCAUGCCUGGUGGACAGAUCCCCCCGGGAUUCUUCCAGGGCCCACCUGGCUCCCAGCCCUCCCCUCAUGCUCAAGCGCCACCUCACAACCCUAACAACAUGAUGGGACCCCACACCCAGCCUUUCAUGUCACCGCGGUACGCAGGAGGCCCCAGACCCCCCAUCAGGAUGGGAAACCAGCCUCCAGGAGGAGUUCCAGGUGGCCAGCCUCUGCUCCCCGGUUCAAUGGACCACACGAGGCAGCAAGGACAUCCUAAUUUGGGACCAAUGCAGAGGAUGAACCCCCCCAGAGGAAUGGGCCCCAUGGGCCCAGGACCCCAGUCUGAUCCUUGGUUAUCAUUGCAGAACUAUGGCGGCGGGAUGAGACCUCCACCCAACUCCAUAGGGCCUGGCAUGCCGGGGAUAAACAUGGGUCCAGGGGCCGGCCGACCGUGGCCCAAUCCCAACAAUGCCAACUCGAUUCCUUACUCGUCUUCCUCUCCUGGCUCAUAUGUGGGUCCGCCUGGAGGUGGAGGUCCACCAGGUACACCCAUCAUGCCAAGCCCAGCAGAUUCCACAAACUCCAGCGACAACCUGUACACAAUGAUCAACACGGUGCCUCCAGGAGGCAACAGGACUAACUUUCCCAUGGGCCCUGGCUCCGACGGCCCCAUGGGGGGGAUGGGAGGGAUGGAGCCGCACCACAUGAACGGAUCGUUAGGGUCAGGUGACAUAGACGGACUUCCCAAGAAUUCUCCCAACAACUUAAGUGGCAUUAGCAAUCCGCCCGGCACUCCACGAGACGAUGGAGAACUGGGGGGGAACUUCCUGCACUCCUUCCAGAAUGAGAACUACUCCCCCACCAUGACGAUGAGUGUGUGAUGCCCCCUGCCCCACUCAGGACACAGCAACACACUCUGAUGUCCUCCAGAAGAUCCAGGAACACGUGCAGGGAGCAGCCACGCUCGGUGACAAACCGAGAGGGUCCCUCAGUUUAGUUUCAUGCAGUAAUGGCAAGUGACACCAACGGCUGUUGAAGAUGAUACUUACUAUGAAAUUCAAGUGGUUGGACUUUAGAUCCAAAAAACAUGAAGGAUACCCCCCUCCCAGCUCAUGACACAAAACCAGCUUCAUAAAGGACUGGAUAUGUAAAGAACUUUUUUCCCUUACAAGAAAGUCCCAGGCCCUCGUAGCUUUCAUCCUUGGAAGUGUAUUUGUGGUGCCUGCACUGAUUCCAGUGCAGAAAAUGAAAAUGAUCCUGUAUAUUUCCUAAACUGGACAAUACACUCAUGCACUGUGGACUGGAUUUCAAGACAAAUGGCGCUGUAAGGUCUCCCCCCCAUUUUAUUUUAUUUUUUUAUUUUUUUUUGUUCUUAAAGGCUUGUUCAUCUAGCUACAAAAUGUCUCAGCAAACUUUUCUGACUCAAUAUACCGUGGAACUCUCAGAAGAUGCCUUGAACUUGGUGGACCUCUUACUACUUUAAUCUUAUUUUUUUUUCAUUUUAAUUUUUUAACUGAACUGGCAGAUCCAGUGGGCUGGAGAGAGCCAGAGAGAAACUGUUGCUUUUAUUGGGUGUAAUUAAUUUUUGUUUGAUUUCUUAAUCUCUUUCAAAUGAUAGAAGUAGCUACUCGAGAGCCCUCCUGCAAGUCUCAGCGUAAGGCGUACGGUAGGUUUUUACGUUGGUAAGGACAAUCCGAAGAGAAGGAUCAGAUGCACAGAACGAAGAGCAUGUUUUUGUGAACCUCCUCAGACAGCACCGGUUGAUGCUUUCAGCGACUCCUCCACAAGCCUGCAUUGACUUGUUGUUACAGGGGGAAUAUAUUUAUUUGGGUAAAGGCCAACGUGGAGUGGGCGAAUUUAUUCCUGCACUGCGUUUUGUGUCAGUUUUCAUUUGUGUAUUAAAAAUGUAAAUGACUGCUGUUGUGUAGACAUGCUGUUUAAAAAGAAAAUAAAGACGAAAAGGAAAAAAAACACAAAACAAAUACAAAAAAAAUCUAUAAAAAAAAAAAAAACGCUCCGUGAUGCCAGACAUGCAGGCAGCUGUACAGCGAUAUACGGUGUGGAGAUACAGCUCUGUGCACCACACUUUACCUGUAGAUGGUCUCUUUUAUAAGCCCACUUCUAUUAAAAAUGUACCAUGUAAUGUAUAAAGUAUGGCUUGCCUCGGCAUAACUUUGUGCUGGUUGUUGGACAUUGUAGCAGUUUCUGUGUUUCUUACCAUGUAGUCUGAUUAUAAUGAAAAAAUGGAUACAUUGUAGUUCAAUAUUUGUUAAUGUUUUAUCAAGGGAUUUUCUUUUUCUCCUCGAAUCUGCAUUUGCUUAUUUUCUUUUGUUCCGCUUGGCUGUUACGUGCUGCACUUCAUUAAGUGUAAAUCAUACUUUUUUUAAGUGAAAUUUUCAAGACGUGUAUUUAUGGAUUUUCUUUGACGUGGCUCGAGAUGUGUAGUCUAGGGUUACAAAAAAAAAAAAAGUGUGGUAGACAUAGAAGUGCAGAAA
This is a messenger RNA of Scleropages formosus (Asian bonytongue), 2935 nucleotides long. It is a transcript of the gene ssbp3a, whose product is annotated as single stranded DNA binding protein 3a. The transcript is spliced from 18 exons. Gene Ontology annotation, biological process: positive regulation of transcription by RNA polymerase II. The coding region runs from base 134 to 1321 and encodes 395 amino acids. Lineage: Eukaryota; Metazoa; Chordata; Actinopteri; Osteoglossiformes; Osteoglossidae. Gene Ontology annotation, cellular component: nucleus. Gene Ontology annotation, molecular function: single-stranded DNA binding; protein binding. The record is from RefSeq and is a predicted model, not a curated record.